AUGAUAUGUACUUUGCUAAUUGCUCCAAAGGAGGAGGAGGAGGAGGAGGUUGUGGAUGAGCUUGACAGACAGACUCCGGGGCUUUGCUACUCAAUUGUGCUGGCAGCAUUCUUAUUGCUGGCAGGGGUCGCCUUCUUCACUUUGACUAUCCUACAUGCCACAGGCCACUUGCUCAGCAAAACAGGAGCGGGGUGGGGAUUCCUGGUGCUUGGCCUGCUGACAUUCAUCCCAGGCUUCUACCACUCCAGGAUUGCCUACUAUGCAUGGCGGGGGUACGAAGAUUAUGACUUUCAAAGCAUACCUAGAUUCUAG
Molecule: messenger RNA, 312 nt
Organism: Ostreobium quekettii
Lineage: Eukaryota; Viridiplantae; Chlorophyta; Ulvophyceae; Bryopsidales; Ostreobiaceae
Source: the annotation of a GenBank genome assembly